This is a messenger RNA of Telopea speciosissima, 1320 nucleotides long. RefSeq lists its product as uncharacterized. The transcript has 5 exons. Gene Ontology annotation, molecular function: protein dimerization activity. The coding region runs from base 1 to 1320 and encodes 439 amino acids. The record is from RefSeq and is a predicted model, not a curated record. Lineage: Eukaryota; Viridiplantae; Streptophyta; Magnoliopsida; Proteales; Proteaceae.
AUGGAUGCUCAUGUCAAGAGGCGGACUUCUGAAGAGGUUGUUGCAGAAAGGCACGGUAAAGGUCCCCAACAAACUACAAUGGAGAACCGUAUGAGAUCAGAGGAGGAAAGAGAUAAACUUCGUUCUUACUUUGCAAGGUGGGCUUAUGAAAGCGGUGUUCCAUUCAAUGCCUUGAGGCUAAGGGGCUUUGAGGAGUUGGUUGAGGCAAUUGGACAGUAUGGGCCAGGUUUCAAGCCCCCUUCAUUUCAUGAUUAUAGGGUUCCUCUAUUGAAGUCUGAGAAGGAAAAAAUUGAUGAAAUAAAAAAGAAACACACAAUCUCUUGGAAGAAAGGGUGCACUCUCAUGUUUGAUGGGUGGACAGACAAGAAAGGAAGGCACUUAAUUAAUUUUCUUGUCAACAGUACAGAGGGGACAUUCUUUUUGGGGCCUGUGGAUGCAUCAAGUCAAAUACAAGAUGCGAAAAUGUUAUUUGAGUUCCUUGAUAAUAAGAUUGAGGAGAUUGGAGAGGAGAAUGUGGUUCAAGUGGUCACUGAUAAUGCUUCCAAUUAUGUUGCUGCUGGAAGGCAUACUCGCUUUCUUGAAGCUAUGAGGGUACAUACAAGAGGAGCAGACUUAGUGAGGGCUGGAGCAACCAAAUUUGCAUCUUCAUUUUUAACACUUCAAAGCUUAUUGAAACAUAAGGAUAAUUUGAGGAAAUUAUUUCUUUUUGAUCACUGGGACAAUUCUAAGUUGUCACAUACAAAGGCAGGGAAGCAAAUUGUUGAAAUAAUUCUUUCCACACCUUUCUGGAAUGGUGUGCAAGAUUGCUUGAGAGCAUCAUUGCCUCUUAUUCAAGUAUUGAGGAUAGUAGAUGGAGAUGAGAGGCCUGCAUUGCCUGAAGUAUAUAUUGCAAUGGAAGAGGAAUCAGAUGAAUCUAUAGUCAACUCCUUGAUGCAUAAAGCAAAUGAUGCCUUUAAUGAUAUUCUUACAAGGAUGGUGCCUGAUACAACCUUACAAGACAAGAUCAGUGCACAAUCUGCUGCUUAUACUGGAAGUAAUGGAAGUUGCAAAGGAGAUGUCGUUUGGUGGGAAAAACAUAGAAGCUCUACACCUGAGCUUACAAAGCUUGCAAGGCGCUUACUUGGCCUUUGUUGCUCAUCCUCUGGUUGUGAGCACAAUUGGAGCAUAUUUGAGUUUAUUCACACCAAGAAGAUGAAUAGGUUAGAGCAUCAACGUUUAAAUGAUCUUGUCUACAUCCAGUAUAAUCUCCGUCUUCAAAUAAGGUUCCAAGAGAAAGGGAACAAUCCAGAAAUUCUAAUCCAUUGGUGCUUGAUGAUCUAG